AGAAGGAAAGAAAGGAAGAAAGAAAAAUGUAAGAGCAUGGAGCUUUAGAUUAAAAAGGAAGCUUAGCUGGUCAUUCUAUUACAAAGUAGUCACUGUAAUGGGCCAAACGAAAGGUUUUCUCAUCAUUUUAGGGUUUGCCUUAUUUGCGCGGGAAUCGUUUUUAUUCAGUGAUGAUGAGAUAUUGGGCAGUUGGACAAUCAAUUCACAACGACCAUUCUAGGGUUUUUGGAGAGUAAAAUACAGAAAAUGACACAAAGUAAAAGUUGGUAAUGGGUUUUUUCUUAUUUGCAAUAAAGAUUAACUCCCUAAUAAGAGGGUUACAGGCUAUAAAUAAGCAUUCUAGGGUUAGGGUUGGCAGGAACAAACUCAGAGCUAGUUUGCCACUUCCCCUCUUCCCCCAUCUUCCUCUCUCUAUUUCUUUCUUUCUCUUCUAUGCCAGCUUCUGAUUCUGGAUCUCUGGAAGAAUUGGAGAAUUGCAGCUGUUUUCUUGGUGGGUGUGGAGAAGAAGGUAGAGUAGAUUUGGGGUCUUGUAGGAUGAGGAAGCGUCAAGUUGUGCUUAGGAGAGAUGAGCCAUCAAGAAGCUCAGCUAAUUCAUCUUUCACAGUGAGGAGUGUGAGGUAUGGAGAGUGUCAGAAGAAUCACGCUGCGGGUGUUGGAGGGUAUGCUGUUGAUGGGUGCAGAGAGUUCAUGGCGAGCGGUGAAGAGGGAACCAGCAGUGCACUCACCUGCGCCGCCUGCGGCUGCCACCGGAACUUCCACCUCCGGGAAGUGGAAACCGAGUUAGUGUGCGAGUGUUCUUCCCCUACCUCAAAUGGGAAAUAGAAUUUUAAUAAUCAUUUCAUAUCUACAUCUGGUGUUUCCUGUAAUGAAUUGUCUCCUGCUUUUCCUUUGUUGGGUUUUGAGAUUGUUGUGUUAUUUUCUUUCAUGGUUGAUGAUGCACUCGACUGAACUUCCUCUUUGAUAACCAUAUAUAUUGAUGGAAAAAAAUAUGAGUGUACUGUUGCGUUGUUUUGAA
Vitis vinifera (wine grape) is the source of this 1015-nucleotide messenger RNA. Its product is annotated as mini zinc finger protein 2. Bases 433 to 822 code for a protein of 129 amino acids. Gene Ontology annotation, molecular function: DNA-binding transcription factor activity; transcription cis-regulatory region binding. The record is from RefSeq and is a predicted model, not a curated record. Lineage: Eukaryota; Viridiplantae; Streptophyta; Magnoliopsida; Vitales; Vitaceae. Gene Ontology annotation, cellular component: nucleus. The transcript has a single exon. Gene Ontology annotation, biological process: regulation of DNA-templated transcription; regulation of developmental process.